Molecule: messenger RNA, 10686 nt
Organism: Gambusia affinis (western mosquitofish)
Lineage: Eukaryota; Metazoa; Chordata; Actinopteri; Cyprinodontiformes; Poeciliidae
Gene: plce1
Product: phospholipase C, epsilon 1
Exons: 45
Coding region: 359-7264 (2301 amino acids)
Biological process (GO): small GTPase-mediated signal transduction; lipid metabolic process; phosphatidylinositol-mediated signaling
Molecular function (GO): guanyl-nucleotide exchange factor activity; phosphatidylinositol-4,5-bisphosphate phospholipase C activity
Source: RefSeq, a predicted model, not a curated record
UCGUGAUUAGUUUUUCAAAGAAAAUUCUGAAUUUCCCAAUACUUCGGUCAGCACUUGAAUGCACCACAGAGGAUAGCAGCACAAGCUGCAAGCGUCAACUGUCUCUGCUAGAGUUGUGAAGAAGAGUACCAGUCAAAGACAUGCAAGCAGCGAGCUGAACUCCUGUGACGAUUUGGUUGAUGCUGAAAGGAUUUUAAAAGAAGACUGCUGGCCAGAGUUGAUGCACACAUGUGGCCCUGUAAGCUGUGACUGUGACCAUACUAUUAAGGAAAUUCCUCCGAACUCCAGGGUCGCCUCGGCUUUACUUUUGUGUUAAAACUGCAGACACAUUAACAUCAAAUCAGAAGUCUACAGGGAGAUGGCCACUGAGGAAAACCCAACUAAAGUUGGCUCUGCGGAAGCAUUCCACCAUGUUUCACCUCUAUCCACUGGGACCAGACCCAGCAAAGAGGACAAAUGUGCAACUAAUCUACCGGAAGCAAGGCGGAGCUCUGACCAGCGGUGCCUCUCAAAGCAGCAGAGCUGUCCUUCACUUCUCCUCUACAGGAAGCCGUCAUGUGACGAUGUAAAAGGGACUUUUUUGGACAAACAUUGUGAAGAGUAUAAGUACUCAAAAGUCAUCAGUCCUGAAGAAAAAGUGUUCAAGGAAGUUUCAACUGCUAAACUUGUUGAAAGAAAAACUCCGAUAUGUUGGAAUAAUUCAGAAAGAUCUGUGUUCCUGGACAAUGCAGAAGAUAAUUUGAAUGAAGGUGGAAGCAAAUCUAACAGUAGUCCAUGCUCCUGUGGCUUGUCUAGGUUUGAAAGAAAUAUGAAUUCUUGCUUAUGUGACAGCCCUCAGCACAGUCCAAGCCCUGGCUCCAGUCCUGUUCAACAUUGUCACCUACGCCGUGGCAGUGCGCCUGUGUCCAUGCUGGCUUUUCGUAAGGGUGGUCCCUCCAGUGAGCCGAGCUCUUUGGCCUCCUCUCCCCUCAGUUCUCCCCAACUCUGUCUCCGCAAGCAUCACAAGAAUGGCCACAUUUCUCUGUCCCACCUCAAAGAUGGAUAUUCAAGUUUAGAGAGAUUAAAUAGAAGGCCCAGGAUUAAAAAAUGUUCCUUGGAGAAAGCGUUCACUCGAGGUCCGUCUCUGGAAAUGAUACCAACAGCACUGGAAGCAUCCGCAGGAGGGGCCACAAUCUACAACAGUGGGAGCAACAGCAGUGGUGAGGAAGAGGGAGACAUCCUGUCAGAUAGCAGAGAGUUUGACAGUAAAAAACGUUCCACUGCGCUGGUGAGGCGGUACUGCAAAAAUAAUGAGAAGGUGAUCAAGUCAGUGUGUGCAGGAACCAGCGCAAUUGUCAAAGAACUGCCAUCAGGUUGCAUCUCAGAGGACGCCUGUGGAAUUGUUAUUGAGUACACACUCUGGCGUCCUCGCAAAGAAGAUUUGUGGCCAAACUUCAGAUGUGGAGAACAUUUCAGAGUCUGCAGGGAGAUGCUUCGGCCUGUCAGAGUGAGCCCACACCUGGUCACCAGCUGUUUGCAGGACAGAGAAGAAAUCAAUCUAAUUCAUCCUUCCAGAAAGCUUCUGUUGUCUCAGCCUGGAUGUGCCUGUCUCAGGGAGCCUCUAUGUCCACUCCACCUUACCACAGCAGUGGGGCUGGACUUGAAAACCUGCGUUAAUCCCUGGUGUUACCAACUUUUUCAUACGCACAGAUUAUAUCGUGCUUGUGACCAGAAGACGUUGCUGUGUUCCCUGCUCACUGGAGCAUUCCUCGAAGCCACGGUUUCUCUUGGGGCUCGGGCAUCUCUUCCCUUCUCAUUACCCCAGUGCUCGAACGGCCACGCUGUGCUAAAAGAGCGUCAGCUGGCCAACAGUAUGACCAGCAGCAGCUCUCUUCCUCCCAGUGUGAGUGGGAUCAGCAAGGAGCUGGCAGAGCUGCGCCACCUCGUUCAGUUCCCAGAGGAGAUUGCCUGCAUCCUCACAGAGCAGGAGCAGCAGCUCUAUCAACAGGUCUUUCCUUUAGAUUACCUCUGCUUCCUCACUCGAGAUCUUGGCAGUCCUGAGUGUCAGACCAGACGCCACCCAAACCUCAAGGCCUCGCUGUCGGUGCCGGCCAUGCCCACGCAGAAUGCUCAGUGUAGCAAUGCUGUGGAGGACCUAGUGGCGCGGUUCAAUGAGGUGAGUUCAUGGGUGACGUGGCUGGUUCUGACGGCUGGGUCAAUGGAGGAGAAGAGAGAAGUUUUUUCCUAUCUUGUCCACGUCGCCAGAUGCUGUUGGAAUAUGGGAAACUACAAUGGUGUCAUGGAGUUUCUGGCUGGACUAAGAUCCCGUAAAGUGCUGAAGAUGUGGCAGUUUAUGGACCAGACGGACAUCGAGACCAUGAGAAGUUUGAAGGACGCCAUGGCUCAGCAUGAAUCUUCUUCUGAUUACAAGAAAGUUGUGACCCGAGCGCUCAAUAUCCCAGGCUGCAAGGUGGUGCCAUUCUGUGGGGUUUUUCUAAAAGAGCUGAGUGAUGCACUGGACAGCACAGCAAGCAUCAUCAGCCUCAAACAAUCUCCGGAUAACACAGACGACUCAAUAGAGUUUGUGUCCGACUACAGCGGGCAGCACAAUUUUAUGUCUCGGUCUGGGUCUGAUGGGCUGCACGUCCCAGACAAAGAAGCCACAGUCAGCAACAUCCUGCAGAUUAUUAGAUCGUGCAAUCGUAGUUUGGAGUCUGAAGAAUCCGAUGAAACAUCUACCAGUCCCUUGUCAACUGGUCCAUCCCUCACAUACAGAUGCAACUCUUUACGGGACCGCUGCCGCAAUCAAUACACAGUUGGAGACUUGUCGGACUCGGACGGUGACCUGUCCAUUGAACCAAAACUGAAAGAGGUGGAGUUUCAGGGUACCGAGGAGACGCAUAGAGCUUUCAGUCACGGCACGGAGCUUAUUCCCUGGUAUGUAUUGUCAUUACAGCCAGAUGUUCACCAGUUUCUGCUGCAGGGAGCUACAGUCAUUCAUUACGACCAGGACAGCCACCUCACAGCUCGCUGUCUGCUGCGGCUUCAGCCUGACAACACGACGCUCAUCUGGGGUAAGCCUCAAAGCGGAGGAGCCUCCCCCAUGGAACAGCCACCCGGGUUAGGACAGAGCGUAGUGCCUGGGUUAGCCGAAGGCCUCUUGGACAUUGGAGUGGUGAAGGCAGUGUUUUUGGGCCACCAGGGGGUUGAUGUUCACGCUGUGUGUUUGCAAAACAAGCUGAGCCAAAUGACGGUGGAGGAGAAUGGUCUAACUCUGCUCUACGGUCUCAGUACCACUGACAACAGACUACUACACUUUGUGGUGCCCAAACACACCGCGCAAAUGCUCCACAAGGGCCUGUCAGAGCUGGUGAAUGCAACCAGAAAACUAAAGAAGUUCCCAGACCAAAGACUUCAGUGGCUGAGGAGGCAGUAUGUUAGCUUAUAUCAGGAGGAAGGCAGGUACGAAGGUCCCACAUUAGCUCAGGCCAUUGAGCUGUUUGGUGGGAGGAGGUGGAACAUGGGCACAGGUGCUGUAGAGAAACAAAGUAACCAGAAAAACAGCCCUCUGAGCAUCAAUGACAAGUCCAAAAAGAAAAAGAAAGUUCUUGUAAGGGGAGACAGUGGGGAUGCCACCGAUGAUGAGAUGGUUUCCAGGAAGACGCGGAGCUGUAAGGAAGGUUUAUAUCGAAACGGUCCCGAAUCUGACAGCAUCGACCAAGAAGAUCCAGAUGACAGCUUCCCAGGACCAUUCUCCCUCUCAUCCAAUAAGAGCUCUGGGUUGCUAGUCUCUUCCUUGUCAUCGUCUCCUUCCUCCAGCAUGGCCGCGUCCAACCACUCCCGUCCACAAUCAUCUCCAAUCCUGUCAGGGACGUCCAAGUCACAGCCAGGGGCGUGGAGCAGCAGAUCAUGGCACGGCCGAGGUAAAGCCUGCUUCAGGGGCUUCCAGAAUCUCAUGAUUUCUGACAGCACCAUGAGCUUCAUUGAAUUUGUUGAGCUCUUCAAGUCCUUCAGCAUCCGAAGCAGGAAGGACCUGAAAGAACUGUUUGACACCUUUGCUGUGCCCUGCAGUCGCUCAUGUCCAGAAUCCUCCCCUCUCUACACCAACCUCAGGAUAGACGACAAAGAUACAGGACUACAGCCAGACCUAGACCUACUCACCCGGAAUGGAUCUGAUCUUGGCUUGUUUAUCCGGACGAGGCAGCUAAUGUCAGACAACCAGAAGCAGAUCUCAGAUGCGAUCGCGGCGGCCAGCAUCGUGACAAACGGCACAGGGGUGGAGAACGCAUCGCUGGGCGUUUUGGGAUUGGCUAUACCACAACUCAAUGACUUUUUAGUGAACUGUCAGAGAGAGCACCUGAGCUAUGAUGAGAUCCUCAGCAUCAUACAGAGGUUUGAGCCUUCAUCAACCAUGAGACAAAUGGGUUGGAUGUCCUUUGAAGGUUUUGCAAGGUUUCUGAUGGACAAAGACAACUUUGCUUCUAAUAAUGAAGAAUCUCAGAUGAAUCCAGAGGAGCUGCAGUACCCUCUCUCAUAUUACUACAUUGAGUCUUCUCACAACACCUACCUGACUGGUCAUCAGCUCAAAGGAGAGUCCUCUGUUGAGCUUUAUAGCCAUGUUCUGCUUCAAGGCUGUAGGAGUGUGGAGUUGGACUGCUGGGAUGGAGAUGACGGCAUGCCAGUCAUUUACCACGGACACACACUCACCACCAAAAUUCCCUUUAAGGAUGUGGUGGAAGCCAUAAAUCGGUCCGCAUUUGUCAACUCUGACAUGCCAGUCAUAUUGUCCAUAGAGAACCACUGCUCACUUCUGCAGCAGCGCAAGAUGGCUGAAAUAUUCAAGACUGUGUGUGGGGAACGUCUUGUGACUCGUUUCCUUUUUGAGAGUGACUUCAGCGAUGACCCUCACCUGCCAUCGCCACUGCAGCUGCGUGGGAAGAUCCUCCUCAAAAACAAGAAGCUGAAAGCCCAUCAGGCACCGGUGGACAUCGUCAAACAGAAGGCUCACCAGCUGGCACACAUGCAAGCCCAGGCGAGCAACGGAUCACCAGGAGUUUCUUCCCCUAACAACCACGCUAAUGAAGAAGAGGAAGAAGAAGAAGAUGAAUAUGACUAUGAUUAUGAGUCUCUAUCAGAUGCUGAUGUCCUCACAGCCUCUACUGCCUCAUAUGGCCUAGAAGACAACAUCCUGGAUGACAAGCCUGAUGCUAAGAGCCCGGCUGACAAGGAGGAACACAGUGUUGACGAAAUACCGAAGAGGAUGAAGAAGGCCGACAACAUGAUGCAGAGCAAAGGAAAGGUGUUCGACAUGGAGCUGGGUGAGGAGUUUUACCUUCCUCAGAACAAGAAGGAGAGCCGUCAGAUCGCGCAGGAGCUCUCUGACCUCAUCAUCUACUGCCAGGCUGUAAAAUUCCCUGGUCUGUCUACAUUGUCUCCAUCUGGCUCUGGUAGAGGAAAGGACAGAGGAAAAAGCAGGAAGUCCAUAUUUGGAACAGCUCCUUCUCGCUGUGGCGCAACAGGGGAGGUCACCACCCAAAGCCGCACCCCUGGAAAAGGUGGCUCUGAACGGCUCAGCUGGGAGGAACAGCAGACAUCCCCUGUACUCAACCCCUCCACUUCGCUCAGCGCAAUCAUCCGCACACCCAAAUGUUACCACAUCUCAUCCGUCAACGAGAACGCAGCCAAGCGACUGUGUCGGCGGUACUCUCAGAAGUUGAUCCAACACACAGAAUGCCAGCUGCUCCGGACAUAUCCAGCAGCUACCAGGAUCGACUCCACGAAUCCCAACCCUCUGCUCUUCUGGCUGCAUGGAAUUCAACUGGUGGCCCUCAACUAUCAGACAGAUGAUUUGCCGAUGCAGUUAAACACAGCGCUGUUUGAGGAUAAUGGUGGAUGUGGCUAUGUUCUGAAGCCUGCUGUGCUCUGGGACCGUAGCUGUCCACUUUACCAGCAGUUCUGUCCGAUGGAAAGAGACCUGGAGAAAAUGAGCCCAGCAGUCUAUUCCCUCACUCUUGUUUCUGGACAGAACGUCUGUCCGGGUAACAGCUCCGGCAGCCCCUGCAUCGAGGUAGAUGUCCUGGGAAUGUCGGUCGACACCUACCAUUUCCGCACCAAACCCAUCCACCGCAACACCCUCAACCCGAUGUGGAGCGAGCGCUUUCAGUUCACUGUGCAUUUCGAGGAGAUGUGUUUCCUGCGAUUUGCCGUGGUGGAGAACAACAGCUCCCAGAUCACGGCUCAGAGAACUCUGCCUCUGAAAGCCCUCAAACCAGGUUACAGGCAUGUUCAGCUGAGAACACAGCAUAAUGAACCUCUCGAAGUCUCCAGCUUAUUCAUCUACAGCCACAGAACAGAAGAAGGUCCCACAGGGGGCGCCACUCCCUCAUCUUUGCUGUUUAGGUCAGAGGAGAAGCGUGUUUCAGAGCAGCACAGGGUGACAGUACAUGGGGCUCCCGGUCCAGAACCCUUCAAAAUCUUUUCUGUAACGGCGCAGACCACGGCCAAACAGCUGCUGGAAAUGGUUGUGACAUCUGGAGAAAACACUUUCUUGUGUGAGGAGAAAGUGCCCCUGCUGAAGGAGCGCAGCGAGGUGAAGCGCUGCGCUCAGUAUCGGCCCCUGGCCCCCGAGGAGGAGGUGGUCAGGCUCGUCAGCAGCUGGGAGGCAGACGAUGGAUAUGUGGGGAGAAUCUGCAUCAAAACAAGAGAGGAGAACCUUAAUGACAAAAUCACUGUCCUGGAGAGAGAGGAGGAGGCGACAGUGGGGGGCAAAGACGCAGCAGGAGGUGGUGGCGGCAGUGGAGGAGAGGAUGAGAUGUUCUUAGUUCAGGUCCAUGAAGUUUCACCAGAACAGCCUCACACUGUGAUCAAAGCCCCUCGGUACAGCACGGCUCAGGACAUCAUCCAGCAGACACUGUCAAAGGCAAAGUAUUCCUACAGUAUUCUGUGCAAUCCCAAUCCCUGUGACUAUGUGUUGGUUGAAGAAGUCGGCAGGGAGGCCGGUUCUAAGAAGUCCUCCGCCACCAAGCCCCUUCAGCGGGUGCUGCUGGAUCACGAGUGCGUCUACCAAGCUCAGAACCGCUGGCGAGGCGCUGGGAAGUUUAUUCUGAAACUCAAAGAGCAGUUGGUGCGGGAGGACAAAAAGAAAGUGAUUUCCUUUGCCAGUGAGCUGAAAAAGUUAACCAGUCGCAGCCGCAGCAUGACGACGGGCAUGGCAGCGGACGGCCCCACGCAGAGUAAGGAUGAGCGAGCUGCAUGCUGUGUGGCUCUGACAGAGCUCCAGGAGUGAGGCUCACAGUUUGCCUGGUGUCUGUGCAUGGAGAGGCAACAGAGGGUAUCUGUCUGCAGCUACGGGUCUGAAGGCGUGGGUGACUGAGGGUAGGGUGGUGGCUGGAAGGUUCAUCCAGGGUUCCUCUUUCUCCUCUUCCUCCUCCUUUAAAAGAGAUCUCCAACUUUUCCGCCCUCCCAGCUGCUCUCUCACCCUGCGAGUUUUGAAGCUCCACCUCCUUAGGAACUGGAAGAUCCACAAAUGAGAUCCAGGAGGAAAACUUGCACUGACUACUCGUAAACUUGGAGGAAUUUUCUGUUUUCCCACAAUUUCUGAAGUCUUUCCAUGAGGAACUGUAGAUUUUGAGGUAGAUUCUUCUUAAAGUGAGGAAUGCAUAACCAGCUUGUUUCCUCAGUUGGUGGAAUGAUGGGCAGGAGUUUGGGAUACUCCCAAGUGUCUGUUCCCAUUCCUCUUUGUUUAUAGUGAUUAUUAUGGCUCCAGAGAUGGUCCAGAGUAUCAUGGGCAGCUAUUUUUAAUUGCAGUCUUCAGGGACUGUAAAUAGCACUAAAAUAUUCCUCCUGUUUCUGAUGAGCAGGAGGAAAAAAUCCCUGAGGGACAGUUAAUUGACAAAUAAGUGUGAGUUUAAACUGCUAAAUGAGCUGCUCAAUGGGUAAAUGUUUAUUAGACACAAAUUAUUUUGUGGUUAAGAUGGUUUAAAGGAGGCAACUGGUUUGAUGUAAACUGAUACUCAAGUAGUGACAGAUGGAGGAAGAUCUUAAUUAAAAUGAAGGAAAUUGUAAGUAAGGAGAUUUCAUUCUUCCUCUCUUGGGUAAAGACAUUAUAACAGAGGCAGACAAGCAGGCUUGUUUGGUUCUUCUUCGUACUUUCAAUUCUGUUGUGCUGCAAGAGCAGAGUUUGAGGCAGUGAAGUAAACUUUUCCACUUUUCUUAGUUAUUCACUAAUAGAAGCUGCGAGGCUCCAGGCAAUUUGUUGAACACUAACACACCUGCACUAAAAGCAACACUACGCAUGGCAGCAUCCUAGAACAGCGUAGGUGUGCAAUAUUGGCUUCAGUGUAGGGGCAAUUGUGGGACUUUUUAUUGCUUAACUUUAAUGUGGCUGAAGAAUGCUGCAAAACUGCCUCAAACUUCUAUUUGAAGAUGUUUUUAAGGAGGAUUUGAAGUUGCUGCACAGAAGAUUUGAGAGCUCACAUCUCUUGCUACUUACCAUUUUGGCAACUAACAGAAUACCUUUAGGAAAAUAAAUAUUUUGCAGUACUAUUAAGAGGCCACUAUACAUCUAAAAUCUGUGCAAAUUUUUAUUUCCCAGUUUCUCAAUCUAAUCAGUAACAAGAUUUUAAGUGGAGCCACAGUCAGAUGGUUAAUAUAAAUUCAUGUUAAGUUCAUGCAGAGUUCAGCUCAUCAUUUUUUUGUGGUUAUUUUCCCAACAGCAUUUUGCACAUUUUAUUUCUUUUAUUUGUGUCAGAUGAUCAUAUUGUGUUUUGUUUUCUUUAUUUUGACCAUUUUGUGUUGCUUUUAUUGUGAACUAUUAUUAUUUUUUAUUUAAAACAGAAGAAAAUGUGAGAUGAAUUUUAUUUGAGCUGUUCGUAUCAAUGUCUGAGCUUAAAUUUUAAAGUUGUUGGACAUAUUUUGGUAAACAAACAAUUGAUAACUACAAUCACUUUUGGACAGUUUUUCCCAUUUUCAUCAGUAAGUUUUUAUUACUAUUUAUUUUACUUAGAACUGUAAAUGAAAAUGUUUGUUUGACAUCUGAUUUGUAGAUAUGUUUGGUCUCCCUCACAUGUUUCUGAUCCAACCUAAAGAGUUCCUCAUGAGGUAACUUUUUUUUUUUAUCGGCAAAAUUUUGUCUGGAAAUGGAAAUAAUAUUUACUCCAUAAUUUUUCCCAAGCAAAACCUUGCUGGAAAGGUUGAAAAAAGAAGAUGUAAAUGUAUACAAAAUACAUACACGUGACAAUUUCUACUAAUGUGGUUAAAAAGCUGUUAAAAACCUGAUUGACAAACUGAGAUUUGCUUUCAUUGUAUUUUUAUUUACCAAAAAAAUUGCUGGCAGUUAAGUUGAAUAUUUUGUUCUUCAAAAGCAAGACAUUUAGUUGUUUUGUCCAGUUGAUGAUUUCUGGUGAGAGGAACACCGAUUUACCAAAAUAUGCAUACAAACCCUAAAUGGCCGCAAGUAGAAAUGGAUUUGAAUUUACAAACCACUAAAUCAUCAAGCUUUAGUGGGACAAAUCAUUUAUCUCCUCUCAUGAGUUUUUGGGUUACAUUAGUUAGUUUUGUAAGUCCAUUACUAAGAUUUUUAACUCGCAUGCCAACAUUUUACUGACCGAUCGUGUACUGAUUUAUUAGCGUUUAAAUUUAAAACAACCUUUCCCUUUCUCCUUUACUCUUCAUGUUAUCUGGAGCUAGCAGAGUGCCAAGUAAAUUAGUUAGAAUUUUAGUGCAAUAUUGAAAUAGUUUCUUCACUCUCUCUCUAUUUUUAUGUAUUUAACUGUUGGCCUUGAAUUAUUGUUGUAAUUGGUCAGAAUUGAUUUCAUUUACAUACAAUGAUUAUCAUCUGACAGUGGGGAGGUCUGGUCUCAGAGGCUUCUGGUAAUUAAGGUAGAUGAAACACUGAGCCCAGAAACCACAACUUCAUGUCAGUGAUAAUGAAGCUUUAAUCCUCGUAUCCAAUCAGACAGCUGCAGAUUUGAAAUUAAACACAAAGAAAAGCCAUUAUGGCAGGCAAAAGAUAAUAUUUCAUCAAACGACCAUUACCUGCAGCCUCCCUGGCCUGGAUGAAAGUGAUGUCAGUGCAGGUAGGAAGUGUUUCUGUUGGGCUGUAAAAAUCAGUGAGCAAUCUGGGUUUUCACACAUUCACAUCUUGCUUUCCUUCUUCCUAACCCGUAGACCUCAUUUCUGAAUGUAAUGGAUUUUUUUACAACCUGAGAGAACUGUGUGUUAUUUAUUUUAAUGUGAAGCCCUGGUUGGCAGUUAUGUUGUUUCUGUACAAGUCCCUGUUAGUAGUUUUUAUUUUUUAUUUAUUUUAGUUAAAGAAGAGGUACAUCCUUCUCUAACUUGAUUCAAACUUAUUUAGCCAUGUAAAUAUUUUUGUGUAAAGUUUUGUGCAGUAGUCAUUCUCGUGGCAUAUUAUCCUGCAGUUACCCAGUAGUAUGUUAUUGUCAUAUUUUUCAUUAAUGUGGAAAGACAAGAUUAUUUACAUUUUGAUGUAUUCUUUAUAUCCACUGACCUUGACAUGCCUUUGUUUGUUGUCAGCUGUGUUGCAUCUUUAGCACUAUCUCCAUAGAACAUUCAGUAUAUCAUCUACCACCCACCAUCUGUGGUAAAACCUGUUAUAAGCACAUAUCUAUUUACUUGAAUUCCUGAAUGGAUAGUUAAUGAUGGAUUUGUCACAUAGCAAAAUCUGAAUAAAAUGCAAAUAUUUAAUGA